AUUGCCAGACGCCCAGAGCGCACGCGGGAGCAGCAGCCAGUGGCGCGCGAUUGCUUACUGCUUCAUCUUCGCACCGCGUGCUGCAGAAUAUUUGUGAGAAAAACCGACAUGUCUGUGAGCCUCGUGCUGGAGAACUACAUCGGAGGGAAGUUCGUGCCCUGCUCCAGGCACGUGGACUCAUACGACCCGUCCACCGGAGAGCUGUACUGCAGAGUCCCGGACAGCGGCGCGGCUGAGGUGGAGGCAGCAGUGAAGGCUGCUAAAGAAGCGUUUCCUGGCUGGUCAGCCAAGAGUCCAGAGGAAAGAGCUCGGGUUCUGAAUAAACUUGCUGAUCUGAUCGAAGCUCGUCUGGAGGAUUUUGCUCAAGCAGAAUCUAAAGACCAGGGGAAGACGAUAAGCUUUGCCCGAAAUGUCGACAUCCCACGUGCCUUGUACAACUUCCGAUUCUUCGCUUCGUCCAUCCAGCACCACACGACUGACUGCAGUCAGAUGGACCACAUGGGCUGCAUCAAUUACACUGUGCGCUGCCCUGUAGGAGUGGCUGGACUGAUCAGUCCUUGGAACCUGCCUCUGUAUCUCCUUACCUGGAAGAUCGCUCCUGCUGUGGCAUCAGGGAACACGGUGGUGGCCAAACCCAGUGAGAUGACCUCAGUCACAGCCUGGAUGAUGUGCAAGCUGCUGGAGGAGGCUGGUUUCCCACCAGGAGUUGUGAAUGUAGUGUUCGGCACAGGUCCGCAUGCAGGCGAUGCCCUCGUGUCUCACCCAGAUGUGCCAUUAAUUUCAUUUACUGGUAGCACGGCUACAGCUCGAGUGAUAACCGAGCGCAGCGCCCCCUACUGCAAGAAACUCUCUCUAGAGCUCGGGGGGAAAAACCCAGCCAUCGUGUUUGCCGAUGCUGACCUCGAACAGUGCAUCAGCACCACCGUGCGCUCCAGCUUCUCCAAUCAGGGCGAGAUUUGUCUCUGUACCAGCAGGAUCUUUGUGGAGCGGAGCAUUUACCCACAAUUCCUAGCAAAGUUUGUAGAGGCGGCUCGCCAGUGGAAAACUGGCGCGCCCUCUGACCCCUUGAACCACAAUGGAGCGCUUGUAAGCAAGGAACACUUAAAGAAGGUCCGGGGUUAUGUGGCUCUGGCGAAAGCUGAGGGAGCUCAGGUGCACUGUGGCGAGGGAGUCGAUGAUCUCACCCUCCCGCCCCGCAACGCAUCUGGAUACUUCAUGCUGCCUACAGUGAUCACAGGCGUUGCAGAUUCCUCUGCUGUGAUGCAGGAGGAGAUAUUCGGCCCUGUCACUUGUGUAACGCCUUUCGAUACAGAAGAGGAAGUGAUAUCGCGGGCUAACGAUGUGCGCUACGGUCUGUCCGCUGUGGUGUGGUCCAGAGACGUGGGUCGUGUUCACCGAGUCGCUCAGCAGCUGCAGGCCGGCUUAGUGUGGACCAACUGCUGGCUCAUCCGAGAUUUAAACCUGCCGUUCGGAGGAAUGAAGCACUCAGGCAUCGGCAGAGAAGGAGGGAAAGAUUCCUACCACUUCUUCACUGAGGUUAAAAGUAUUACUGUUAAGCACUGAGAGGUUGCAGGAUAACACACUACCAUUAAAGUGGCUUUAUCUUAGUUUAACUCAGACGGUCAAAAAUGCGUUAUUUAAAAAAUUAGACACAGUGUAAUAUUUCUGAAUUUCCUGUUCACAAAUUACUAGCUCUUUUUAAACCAUAGUGAUGCCUUAUAUAAUAUCACCUACUAUAUAUUCUCUUUACACACAGGCUUAAUUGUCCAUUUUUAUCAGCUAAACACUACAGCUUAUCCUAUUAUCAAAUAUUAUGGUAUAAGACUUGCCACAAGCGCUUCAAUACACAUGUGUCCUUGACAUGUUGUUCACAUGAUAAAAAAAACCUUUGACCUUUAUAGUUAGAUGUUUUAGAGAAAUUGCAUUUGAUGGAAUUGUAUUAAUUUGUAACAGAUUAAAUAAAAAGUGCACGGUGGUGAUC
Pangasianodon hypophthalmus (striped catfish) is the source of this 1981-nucleotide messenger RNA. RefSeq names its product aldehyde dehydrogenase 8 family, member A1 (gene aldh8a1). Gene Ontology annotation, molecular function: retinal dehydrogenase (NAD+) activity. The record is from RefSeq and is a predicted model, not a curated record. Bases 109 to 1563 code for a protein of 484 amino acids. Gene Ontology annotation, biological process: retinoic acid metabolic process. The transcript is spliced from 7 exons. Lineage: Eukaryota; Metazoa; Chordata; Actinopteri; Siluriformes; Pangasiidae.